This is a messenger RNA of Maniola jurtina (meadow brown), 8087 nucleotides long. RefSeq names its product transcription elongation factor SPT6 (gene Spt6). NCBI's taxonomy places the organism in Eukaryota, Metazoa, Arthropoda, Insecta, Lepidoptera, Nymphalidae. The transcript has 24 exons. Gene Ontology annotation, molecular function: histone binding; nucleosome binding; DNA binding. Gene Ontology annotation, cellular component: transcription elongation factor complex. Gene Ontology annotation, biological process: nucleosome organization; mRNA transcription by RNA polymerase II; positive regulation of transcription elongation by RNA polymerase II. The record is from RefSeq and is a predicted model, not a curated record. The coding region runs from base 144 to 5297 and encodes 1717 amino acids.
CACUCUAGUCUAUGGUCGCGAUUGACUUUUAGUGAAUUUCUUUUCGCAGGCUUUCUUUUUUCAUUUAGAUUUCGUAGUAAUAAAUGCCUUUUUAGUUAAGUAUUUUUAAUAAGAAACAAAUCUCCCUUAGCAUUUAAGUGAGCAUGGCUGAUUUCUUGGAAUCCGAAGCUGAGGAAAGCGAGGUAGAUUCUGAGGACGAACAGCCAGCUGAACGCAAGAAACCAAAACGAAAAGCUGCCGUGCAGAGUGAAGACGAAGACGAGGAAGAGGAAGAUGAUGAGGAGCGUUUACGUGAAGAGCUGAAGGAUUUGAUAGAUGAUGCUCCAAUAGAAGAAUCAGGUAGCGAUGGGGAAGAUUCAGAUGCGAGUGUGGGGCCAAAGAAAAGAAAGAAAAGUGAUGAUGAACUAGAUGACAGACUUGAAGAUGAGGAUUAUGAUUUGAUUGAGGAGAAUUUGGGUGUAAAAGUUGCUAGGAAUAAGUUCAAGAGAUUGCGACGUCUAGAGGAUGAUGACAGUGAUAAUGAGGGACAAGAUGAUCCUGAGUUGGAGAGGGAGGUCAUUGCUGAGAAGCUGUUUGUAGGAGGCUCUGAUGAGGAAGAUGAAAAUCGCUCAGAGUCAGCUGCACCGAGAGAAGUGGAAUAUGAUGAUGAGAAUGAGGAUCUGGAGUCAGAUGCUGAUGAUUUCAUAGUUGAUGAUGACGGCAGACCCAUAGCCGAGAGGAAGAAGAAGCGGAAGCAUAUAUUCACUGAUGCCACAUUGCAAGAGGGUCAAGAUAUUUUCGGCGUGGACUUUGACUACGAUGAGUUCGAUAAGUACGGAGAGGAGGAUUAUGAGGAUGAGGAAGACGAAGAUUUGGAUGAAUAUAUUGAGGAUGAGGAAGAAGAUGGUGAAAGAAGAAGGACUAAAAAGGGCAAACCAAAGCGGCCCAGUAAAAAAUCCAUAUUUGAGAUAUACGAGCCAAGUGAAUUGAAGAGGAGCCACUUCACUGAUUUGGAUAAUGAGAUCCGUAAAACGGACGUGCCAGAGCGUAUGCAAAUACGCGAAGUACCCAUCACGCCGGUGGAAGAAGGUAGUACGGAAUUGGAAGAUGAGGCAGAAUGGAUUUACAAGCAGGCCUUCCUCAAGCCGCCCGUGUCUAAGGCCGAUGCUCAGGACGCGAGGGACAGGUCUAGACGGGGUUCCAGCACUGUAGUGAAGAUCCGUCAAGCUCUAGACUUCAUGCGGAAUCAAACACUAGAGGUCCCUUUCAUAGCCUUCUACCGCAAGGAAUACGUCCAGCCGGAGCUCAGUAUCAAUGACCUGUGGAAAGUCUACAAGUAUGAUGCCAAGUGGUGCCAACUGAAGCAGCGCAAGGAAAACCUGCUGCGAUUGGUGGAGAACAUGCGGGAGUACCAACUUGACAAAGUGAUGGCCGACCCCGACGCGCCCAUACCAGAAACCAUGAGACUUAUCCGGGACGAAGACAUUGAGAGAAUGAAGAACGUCCAAACAAAUGAAGAGUUGCGCGACGUACAUACACAUUUCCUCCUUUAUUACUCAAACGAUUUGCCCGAGAUGCAAAAAGUGCAGCGGGCUAAGGAGAGGAAAAAGGAGUUGGAAGAGAAAAAGAGAUUAGCUCGUGAAGAAGCAGAGAAGAACGGGGAAGAUCCCGAGGAGGCUGUGGCGGCCGUGGACGCCGCUCAGCCCGACGAGGAAGAGCCCACUGAAGUGAAGUAUGCUGUACGAUCUGGCCCCUACGAACUGUGCAGGAAAGCGGGCAUUGGUCCCCUCGUGAAGCAGUUUGGCUUGAGUCCGGAGCAGUUCGCGGAGAACGUCCGAGACAACUACCAGAGGCACGAGGUAGAACAACCGCCGGAUCCGCCCAUAGACGCCGCGCAGGCUUAUACGCAAGCCAACGGCUCAGCGACAGAAGUCCUGCGUCGCGCGGUGUACAUGUGCGGAGUGCAAAUAGCUCGCGAGCCGCUACUGCGGGCCACUUUACGGGACGCGCUCAGGGAGCGGGCCACUAUCUCCGUGCGGCCUACUGCCCGCGGCAUGAAGGAGAUUGACGAGAGCCAUGCGUGUUAUAGUAUGAAAUAUCUAAAGAAAAAGCCCGUCCGCGAUUUGUCGGGCGACCAGUUCCUCAAGCUGACGAUAGCGGCCGAGGACCGGCUGCUGGAGAUCCAGAUCAGCGAGCAGAUCGAGGGGAACACCAGCUCCAAUUAUUUAGAAGAGUUGAAGCAGCUGUAUCAAAAGGACGAGUUCGCGGCGACGGUGCAAGCGUGGAACGAACUGAGAGCCGAAGCGGUGACGCUGGCGCUCACGAAGAUUGUGAUGCCCGAGCUGAGGCGGGAGCUGCACGCUGUACUGUUGCAGGAGUCCAAGGAAUACGUCCUCAAAUGCUGCCGUCGACGUCUUUACGACUGGUUGAAGAUAGCCCCUUACGAGUCCAGAGUAUCGGAUGAUGAUGACGAUGAAUGGGACACUACUAAUGGUCUUCGCGUGAUGUCGAUCGCGUACGUGCCGGACCGCGUGCACUGUGCGUUCGCGUGCGUGGUGGCCGCCGCGGGUGAGGUCGUGGACCACUUGCGGUUGCCGCACAUUCUGUACCGACGCAACGCGUGGGACGCGCUCGAGAGACGCAACAAGGAAGGCGACAUGACCGCCCUGCGACGAUUUAUUCUCCGCAAGAAACCGCACGUGAUUGUUAUAAGCGGUGAGUCACGAGAGGCGUUGAACCUUAAAGCGGACGUCGCAGAGUGCGUGCAGCAAUUGAUCGAAGACGAGCAGUUCCCGCGCAUCCCUGUGGAGAUAGCCGAUAACACUAUCAGCAAGAUUUACAGCAACAGCAUUAGGGGACGGAAUGACUUCAGAGAGUAUCCAGAUACAUUACGACAGGCAAUAUGCCAAGGACGCUUACUGCAAGACCCACUCAUGGAGAUAUCACAACUUUGCGGACCCGACGAAGAAAUCCUCUGCCUCAGAUACCAUCCUCUCCAAGACCAUGUAGCUAAAGAAGACUUACUCGAAGGCAUAGAACUCGAAUUUGUAAAUCGAGUCAACGAAGUAGGGGUUGACGUUAACGAAGCAGUUUUAACCGGACGAGGGACGGAAUUACUACAAUUUGUAUGCGGUUUAGGGCCAAGGAAGGCCCAAGCAUUAAUGAAACUCUUCAAACAAACCAAUCAGAAACUAGAAAAUAGAACACAACUUGUGACAGUGUGUCAUAUGGGUCCGAAAGUCUUUAUUAACUGUUCUGGGUUUAUACGAAUAGAUACAAGCAGUCUAGGGGACAGUACUGAGGCGUAUAUUGAAGUACUUGACGGAUCUCGAGUGCAUCCGGAAACGUACGAGUGGGCACGAAAAAUGGCGGUUGACGCUUUGGAAUACGAGGAUGAAGAUGCAAACCCUGCGGGAGCCUUAGAAGAAAUCCUAGAAGCACCAGAAAGAUUAAAAGACUUGGAUCUCGACGCUUUUGCUGAAGAAUUAGAGAGACAAGGCUUCGGCAAUAAGAGCAUAACAUUAUACGAUAUCCGAGCAGAAUUGAACUCUAGGUAUAAAGAUCUUAGGGUUGCUUAUCGAUCCCCAACCGCUGAAGAACUGUUCGAUAUCCUAACCAAAGAGUCUCCGGAAACUUUCUUUGUAGGAAAAAUGGUUUUGGCCACAGUAAUCGGUAUCACGCAUAGAAGGCCGGAAAGGGAAAAGUUGGAUCAGGCAAAUCCUGUCAGGAACGACGAGACUGGACUGUGGGAGUGUCCUUUUUGUCGGAAAAAUGAUUUUCCUGAGUUGUCAGAGGUAUGGAACCAUUUCGAUGCUGGUUCAUGUCCGGGUCAAGCGACUGGGGUACGGAUACGAUUAGACAACGGCCUGUCCGGCUACAUACAUAUAAAGAACCUGUCAGACAGACAUGUGACGGACCCUACGGAGAGAGUCCGGAUAGGCCAAACGAUACACUGUAGGAUAUUGAAGAUAGACGUCGAGAGAUUCUCCGUGGAUUGUUCCUCCAAAUCUUCCGACUUGUUGGACAAAAACAAUGAGUGGAGACCUCCAAAAGACCCAUACUACGACCAGGAAGCAGAAGACAAAGACGUGCGCAAAGACACCGAAGCGAAGCAAACCAAGGAGCGCUUGCAGUAUGUCAAGCGAGUCAUAGUGCACCCCGCUUUCCACAAUAUCAGCUUUGCGGAGGCUGAGAAGUUCAUGGAGAACAUGGCUCAGGGAGAAGUUAUUAUAAGGCCUAGUAGUAAGGGAGCAGACCACCUGACGGUGACGUGGAAGGUGGCAGAUGGCAUCUGUCAGCACAUUGACGUGCGGGAAGAAGGAAAAGAAAACGCUUUCUCACUAGGUCGAAGUCUCUGGAUACAGGGCUCCGAGUUCGAGGACUUGGACGAAAUUAUCGCGCGGCACGUCACACCCAUGGCUGGCCAUGCGCGCGAUCUCAUUUCGUACAAAUACUACAAACCGCUCGGCGGCAUGCGAGACAAAGCCGAAGAAAUACUCAAGGAAGAAAAGGCGAAGAAUCCUAACAAAAUCCACUACGUCAUUUCCGCAGCUAAGAAUCAUCCCGGUAGAUUCCUCCUAUCGUAUCUUCCUAGGUCGAGAUGUACGCACGAGUACGUAUCGGUGACGCCAGAUGGUUAUAAGUUCAGGCAGAGAAUGUUUGACUCCUUAGGUAGUUUUCUCAAAUGGUUCAAAGAGCACUUCCGAGAUCCACCUCCUUCUGGUACCCCGGUUCAGAGGACGCCCACGUUACGUACUCCCCACGGUGGGAUGACGUCAACGAUGUACCACACUCCCGCGGCUCACACUCCUGCGUUCCACACUCCCGCGCACACGCCUGGUCCAGCGUAUAUUAAUACUCCGUACACUCCGUCUGCUCAAACCCCGUACAUGACUCCGUUCGCCACAACACCCAGACAGCCCGAUUUCCUAACUCCUGCUGUACCACGUCACAAGCCAAUAGUCCAAAUGCCGGUGUACACGGAGCCUUCCGAUUGGCAAAAAGCUGCCGAAGAUUGGGUGCGGCACAACCGAACGGUACGCGACACGCCCGUUACCCCACGAAGCGACGGAAUGUCAACGCCAAGAGAUUCAUCGAGAACUCCGCGAAUGGACUCUCGGUCGACCCCCCGACACGAUAUGCGGUCAACCCCCCGACACGACAUGAGAACCCCCCGACACGACGGGCGAAGCACCCCCCACGGCCACAGUUCUGGGCGAUCAUCUCGCGCCCACUCAGCCCGUUCGACUCCCCACACGAACACGUCUCCCCGUUCAAUGUCUCUGGGCGAUGCCACGCCGCUUUACGACGAAAACUAAGCGGAAAUCAUCGAGGGAAUGUUUUUAUUUUUGUACGAUAUGAAGCUCUGAGCUACGUAGGGCCGUGCCACGAUAAAAAGUCUAUAAUAUAACAAAAAUGUAUGUACAUUUGGAUUAAAUUAUGUGAACGUAAAACCAUGCUUUUAAUUAGUCACGAGAAGGCCGCUAUGUCAUAAUGCCUUGCGUAUAUAAUAACUUUAUCAUUUACUACACUCGAUAGAAGAUUGCUAUAGUAUUAUAGUGUUUCGUAAUUGUAACCAUUUACGUGAUUUGUCGUUCUUAUACGCCGCUAAGCCUUGAGUUGAAGUCAUUUUAGUAUCAUUUAUGUUGUAAUCUAUAAUUACAUAACUACAAACAAAAUUCAAAUGUCUGUUGAUGAUUUCAAAAUACGUGUCUUUUAUCAAACCCAAAAGACUACUUACAUGUUAUCAGAUUCCAAAUAUCCGUGUUAAUCUACAGAACGACUGAACCGAUUUUAACAGUAACUUUGACAGGUAUUCCGGAAAAUAGGGAUUCUUUCAGGAUUUCUAAAAAAAAACCCAAAUCCACGGAGACGAAAUUAAUUUCGUGAGAACGAACGGCAUGGCAGUUGUCACGGUUUUACAAGACAAGUCUAUAGAGCGCACUUUGUCUUUGCUCAGACAAGCUGGGAUCCAUAGAGCGUACUUUGAAUUUGCUCAGACUUAAACAGUUCGAAAUGUCUCUACAUUUAUGUCAGCGAUUAUCCCUGUCUCAUUUUGACGGUCUUUUUGAGCAAAAACAGCCUUUAGAGUUAAAACGAGGCAUUUAUGUCAGACACGUAAAUCUGACUUAAAUAUGACUUUAGGCUGAAAUCUUUAGAGCGCAGUUUGACUUUGCUCAUACUUAAGACACUUAAAACAAUACAGCGUUUUCUCGCUGGCAUAAAUCUGUCUCGUUUCAACUGAAAUUGAAGUCUUGAGUACAGUCAAAGUACGUUUUAAAGAUCUCAGUCUUAAAUCUGAGCAAAUCAAAGUACGCUCAUUAGAUCAAAGUCGGAGCGGCCGGCUUGCGCAAUACAUUGCUUGCUACUCAACAUUUGUAGUAUAGGAGCUUAGUGUAUUUGUAAAUUAUUCGGGAUUAAAUAAUAAUCAUUUUAUAUUAGACAUAUCUGCUAUCUUACAGUAUACAUAAUAAGCUAAUUUACUUUAAUCGUGUGUAUUUUCUCUUACUUUGAAAAAAAAAUACUGAAUUUUUGAAAUAAAAAAUAAAACCAUUCCAUACUAAUUUUGCCUCCACUUUUAUGGUUACACCAAAUUGUUUGUACCAUUGUAAAAUUUCAAUGAAAUGACUGCUUCUCUUCUUUCUUGUUGACCUACUUCUAUAUUUUCUAUUAUUUAGUUUUUUUUUCUAUUAAUUUCGAGGUUUAAAAAUUAGUAUGGAAUAUCCAAUAGUAAGUAGCAAUCGACCCUUGGCAAACCCAAAACUAGCUAAAUCAAAUUAUUAUGACAGAGGCCUCAGUAUAAAUAAAUAGAUAGUGAAGGUUUAUUAUAAGACAAUAUUAUAGAUCGGUGUUUUAUUCGGGCUUAAGUUAUGCCAAACUUCUGGGUUACUAAAAUCAGGCGAACCAAAGUCCAAAAUAUACCCACUUUAAGUUGCAUGCAUCUCUUUCUCACACUCUUCUCAUAUUUAGAGCAAAAGAGAAGAAAGCUAGAAAUUUCGCGUGAUCUGCACUUCAUUCAUCAAACUUUGAGAACAAUGAUUUGAUGUAAACUUUAUAAACUAUGUAAUGUAAUGUAUAGUGAAUGCGCCUAUUUUUGUUCUGUUUUGUUGAAGUUGCAUCCUCAUAGAUGCACAGUUAUUUGUGAAUAACAAAUUACGCACUUCAUAAAGGAAAUUAGGUAUAGGGGGAGAAUCAGUUUAUUUAGCAACAACUUGGAAAAGACGCGACAGGUCAUCACUCCCGCAAUAUGCCUUCAGCCUCAUUGUAUCCUCUUAUUGAUAUUCGUAGACGCAUUUGCUAAGCGGCGAUUUGCGCGUUAAUUAAGGCGUUUGAACUUUGAAUAUGUUAUUAGUCGCGCCAGUUUUGUCCAUUAUGUAACUAACUAUUAAGAUUGAUUGUUUAGAAAUAUUUAACGAAAGUAUUUUCAUUUUGCAUUUCGCUGUUUUCAGAUUCUAUUUAAAUGAAAAACCGUUAAGAUUCUAGGAAAUUUCUAAACGAUCAGUUUAUAAUUAACCUAUUAUUUAUUUCAAUUUGUGAAUUUAUUGUACAAUGAUACUAUACUGUCUAUAUUUUUUUAAUAUACCAAGUAGUUGGUAGCGCGUAAAAAUUGUACUUUUCUUCACUACAGAUUGUUUAGUGAAAGAUAUCAAUGUUUAAUAUUCACAAAAACGAAUACAUGUAACGACUUUGUGUUUUCUAUAUUAGGUACUAUUCGCGAAUAUUCGUUUAAAAAAAAAAUUCGUUACCUAUUCUGCAGGUAUAGUACUUUCAUUUCACGAGUGUGCGUGGCAUUAAAGUAAAUGUGUGCGUUUGCGAGCGCUUGCUCGCGACUGAUUGGUCGGCCAGACACGCACACUUACGCAAUGUGCGUGUAUACGUACUACAACGUAACUACAAAUAAAGUUAAGGCUCGCUCGUGAAUUGCAAGAACUAGGUUUAUCAAAAGAUUUUUAUAAUUAUGAGAUAUAAUAUUUUUACGAAUCUGGCACAUGAUUUCGCAGAAAAACAAUAGCAAUGCCUUACAGAUGGUUAGUGACGUACCAAAUACACGAUGUACUCUGCCCGUUGGAGCGGGUCACUAUCUAUAAUAAACCAAUAUUAUGACAGAA